This is a messenger RNA of Nannochloropsis gaditana CCMP526, 785 nucleotides long. RefSeq names its product dna repair protein nse1. The coding region runs from base 41 to 622 and encodes 193 amino acids. The transcript is spliced from 7 exons. Gene Ontology annotation, molecular function: ubiquitin-protein transferase activity. Gene Ontology annotation, biological process: double-strand break repair via homologous recombination; DNA damage tolerance. The record is from RefSeq and is a predicted model, not a curated record. Gene Ontology annotation, cellular component: Smc5-Smc6 complex; nucleus.
CAGGUGCGACACAGAUGUUUGCCUGAUUGCUGGAGAGAAGAUGGCUCGAAAUACUUCCGCCUCCGCCGCCUCUGCGGUGGAGGCCCGACAGGCGUUCUUACAGCUUCUUAUGAGCCGCAAGGUCAUGACGCACAGUCAAGCAGCAAAUGCACUUGCCAUGAUUUCUGAGGAACUGAAUGUGCAAGACCAGCUUGAUGUUAAGUCCUGUCUGGCCAAUCUCAAUAAGGAACUGCAGAAUUGUAAUCUGCAGAUCCGGGGAAUGGUUCAUCAAGACUCGGAGGCCUACGCCGUCGUGAAUGUGCUGAGCGAUGAUGUGUCGAAAAUGCACGCGUCAAAAAUGAAGGACUGGGAGAAGGCCUAUUUCAAGGAGGUAAUCAAAGCCAUUUGCGGGCGCGGUGGGAAUUUUGUCGAGGACGAUGAACUGACAGCUCUCCGCGUACCGAUUGGGGGUACGGCAGCCUCCGUGCGGGAGAAAAGAUCGGUGCUCUCCCUUUUGAGUGCGGAGUUUUGGUUGCAGAGGGACAAGCACGGCCGUUUUGCCCUAGGCCCGCGCACUUUUCUUGAGCUGGACGAUUUCGUGCGAGCGCAUGAGAUGGAAAUGCCGCAGGUCCUUUACUAUUAGGGUCGAAAUGGCAUGCCACGAGUCAAAUUUCCGGAUUGGAUGUUUACCAAACAUCUCAACUGGGGGACUGUGAUUCUACUUUCAACAAGAAUGCGGGGGCGGAAAAUUAGAUUCGCCCCUCAAUUCUGCUGCCACCGAAAGCAAUCAAUGAAAGGCAUAUGAU